CAAAAGUGAUGGUGAAGAGAGAGAAAGCACGUGAAGGAAUAUUGUGCAUCAUUAUCUGUUUAAGAACGAUCCGAUCCACGUAUUCAUGUCACGCCUAGAUCCGAUCAACGUCGUCGCCGGCACUUUCGAAUGAGAAUUAAAAUAGCUUUUCAGCGGGAAAACGUUACUCACAGUCACCGAUAACUCCAUCGGAACUCUACAACUUCAUGAGAGAGUAAGAGCGACAUAUAUAUGGUCAUUUUCUUCGUUUUUUCUCGAUCCACAGACGCAACAGUUCAGUGAUUAACGAAUUAUGGCACGAUUCACCGGGGCAUUGGCCUCGUCUACUACUGCUAUCCUGAUCCUGUCGAGUUUUGUUCUGUUUAAUAAUCUAUGGUCGUCUGUGUUUGUUUCUGCGGUCGUUGAUGAUCCAAGAACUACUAUUCUCCAUCCUCCGAAUGCUGGUUCCAAUCGUCAAACCAUGUUUCUACCUCUUUUUCCUUCUCCUCUUAACUCCUCCCCGAUCUCUUCGUUCUCCGGCGACGGCAAAUCCCAGCGCCACCUCCAGAAAUCCGACGCUCAUCGCCGCAACGCGCGGAUGGCUCUCCAUGAUGAUCUCAUCAUCGACGGGUAUUACACAACGUGGCUGUGGAUUGGAUCUCCACCGAAGAAGUUUGCUCUUAUUGUGGACACAGGGAGUACUGUUACCUAUGUUCCAUGUUCUACUUGUAAAGAAUGUGGCAAUCAUGAGGAUCCAAAGUUUGAUCCAAAGUCAUCCAGCACUUACAAAUCUGUGAAGUGCAACAAGAAUUGCACAUGUGACAAGGACAAAAAGCAAUGUGUGUAUGAAAAUGUAUACGCUGAAUUCAGUACUAGCAGUGGUGUUCUUGGUGAAGACAUCAUAUCAUUUGGCAACGAAAGUGAAGUUUCACCUCAACGUGCCAUUUUCGGUUGUGAAAAUGUGGAAACUGGUGAUCUCUACAGUCAACAUGCAGAUGGAAUAAUAGGUUUGGGUCGUGGUUAUCCGAGUCUAGUUGACCAACUUGUUGACCGAGGUGUAAUCAGUGAUUCCUUCUCUUUGUGUUAUGGUGGAAUGGAUAUUGUUGGUGGUGCCAUGGUUCUUGGUGACAUUUCACCUCCCUCAGGAAUGGUCUAUUCCUACUCAAACCCUACUCGUAGCCCAUAUUACAAUAUUGAGCUGAAGGAGUUACAUGUUGCUGGAAAGCGGUUACCUUUGAGUCAGAGUGUUUUUAAUGGAAGUCUUGGAACGGUUUUAGACAGUGGAACAACAUAUGGUUACCUACCUGAAGCAGCUUUUCUUGCAUUUAAGAAAGCUAUCAUGAAUGAAGUCCAUUCUGUCAAACAGAUAAAAGGUCCUGAUCCAACUUAUGAUGACAUUUGCUUUUCUGGUGCUGGAAGUGAUGUUUCACAGCUCGUGAAGAGCUUUCCUUCUGUUGAAAUGGUGUUUGGGAAGGGAGAAAAGCUCUUACUAACCCCAGAGAACUACUUGUUCAGACACUCAAAGGUGCAUGGUGCAUAUUGCUUGGGGAUUUUUCAAAAUGGAAAGGAUCCAACGACUAUGCUUGGAGGCAUUAUUUUUCGCAAUACUCUUGUUAUGUAUGACAGAAAACAUGACAAGAUUGGAUUUUGGAAGACUAAUUGUUCUGAUCUACGUGCAACACUUGCUGUGUAAGGUUUUACAGAGUAGAAACUAUUUAAUACCUUGCAAUUUUUUUUAUAGCCAUAUGCUCAGAACUCUUCUUCAUCAUAUGGUUUGGUUUCAGUAUUUAAAGAUAAGGUCUCUACGUAAUAUUUGUUAGAUUGAUUCUUGUCAUUAUUUUCUAUUGUUGUAAUUUAUCAUUCAUAGGUCAAACAAGUUCAUAUAUC
Lactuca sativa (garden lettuce) is the source of this 1866-nucleotide messenger RNA. RefSeq names its product aspartic proteinase 36. The record is from RefSeq and is a predicted model, not a curated record. Gene Ontology annotation, biological process: proteolysis. Lineage: Eukaryota; Viridiplantae; Streptophyta; Magnoliopsida; Asterales; Asteraceae. Gene Ontology annotation, molecular function: aspartic-type endopeptidase activity.